AUGAAAAACAAGGAUAAGUUCAGUAAGCCGUCGUCAGCUGGUCGUGUGGCCGGCAAAGGCUUGUCCACAAAAUGGUCGUCACACCGUAACGCUGGUGGGCGAAAGGAGAGAAAGACCAGCUCGGAAAGCCAGUCGCGCAAGGUUCAAGAACUCAAGGCACAAGUGGCGCGGAUUCCGGAGAUUGUCCAAGAGCAAGUGCAACAACAACUGGGAACGACGCUCACCGCCAUUGUGCCUACCUUGAUUCAGGGGCUGCAGACGUGGAUUGCGGGCGACCAACAAGGGCCGCCCCCGGUUCCCAGCUUCACGGCCAGCAACUCGCACAACGUGCAGGCGGUGCCAUUGGUGUCUCCGGCGGAGGCGGAUCCGGACGACGACGACGACGGUACAUUUACCAACGUCGAUAAGUACUUCAACGAACAUGGGUACAGUGACGAAUUCUUGGGGCCUCUUUCUCAAGAACCCAACCCGGCAAAAGACGACCGCGAUCUAGCUGGUACCGCGGAGAAACCCAAUUGCAACAGGCGUCGUCUGGCGUUCAGUUCUCAGGAGAUGCCUCCAGCUGCCGCCUUCACCGAGCCUCAGAUACCCGAGGAUGGGCCACCUUCACCUAAGGAUAUCUCGAGGAGGGUGCAUGUGGCGGGUAGGGCGAUGCUACCGACUAAUCUGCUCAAUGCUGCAACCGGUGCUAUACGGAGUCUGCAUGACAGUGUUCUUUCUGUGGAGAAGCGGCGUCUCUCCGAGAAUGAUGUGGCAUACCCGAUUUUUGUGGCCAAGGUGCCAGAGGGCAAGGGCUUUGUGGAUAGCGCCAACGGGGGUAUGAUCGUCCUGCGGUUUGAUGACAUCUUCGCUAUGUUUAACCUUCAUCCGCUGCACUACACCUUCGUUCGGCUAUUUUCGCUGAGUAUGGAGAUGCGAAUCAUUAGAGACAAGACCCCGGACAUCGUGAUAGUCGACCCCUUCUACAUGCGUGCCAAGAUCUUGGGCAGCGCUGGGGACCGGCAAGUCGCGAGUUCAUACCUCGAAGGCGUCAUUCCGGCAAACCCAGAUAAGGAUAACUUCCUCGUGCCUUACUUUCCCGAUGACACACAUUGCACACUCAUCCUCUUAAGCCCGAAAUAUUCCAUGGCCACGUAUUUCGACCCGGACCGUGAGUCGAAUAUAGACUACACAAAUAUCAAGAAAGUUCUUGAUGAUGCUCUCCUCGGCUACGCCAGAUCUGGAGGCACCUUCAAGAGGCCAAUUCGUAGGUGCGCCAUUAGUAAGCCAGAGCAUAAGGUUUUAGCGAUCAGCCGUAGCUCUUUCAUCAAAGUUGCGAACGCCGAGGAAUCGGCGCCCGCGACUGGUGCUGCUCCCGCCCCUGUUGCCAAUCACCAGAACUCGCGUCCCACUCACAGCUCUUACGUCCCUCCUCACCUCCGUGGCGGUGGCCGCUCACCAGAGAAUCAAGUGCCAGCUGCUGCUCCAACACCAGCUGGCGCAUACCCCUCAGGUGCUGUGCAGCCUUCUGGUGGGUACGCAGCUGCUGUUGGUGGUACUCGCUGGGCUGCCCCUCCUGGUGCUCCUAGCGCUGGCGUAGGCGUUGUCCGCCAGGGUGGUGGUGGACGUGGUGCUGUUGGUGGCGGUGGUGGCGGCUGGAACUCCCGCCCUGGUGGGUGGGGGGACCGCAGGGACCGUGAACCAAACCCUUUUGGCGAUAGUGAGCCGGCGGCUGUGGAUGUUGACUUUGAGAGUCAGCAGAACACGGGCAUCAAUUUUGACGCCUAUGAGGACAUUCCUGUGGAGACAAGUGGCCACGAUGUGCCUCCAGCAGUCAACACGUUUGCAGAGAUUGACUUGGGUGAUGCACUGAAUGAGAAUAUUCGGAGGUGCAAGUAUGUGAGGCCCACACCUGUGCAGCGGCAUGCCAUUCCGAUUGUCAUUGGAGGCAGGGAUCUGAUGGCCUGCGCUCAGACUGGGUCUGGGAAGACAGCUGCUUUUUGUUUCCCGAUCAUCAGUGGGAUCCUAAAGUCAAGGCCACCACAGAGGCCAAGAGCUAGGACUGCAUUUCCUCUUGCUCUGAUAUUAUCUCCUACCCGCGAGCUAUCAGUCCAAAUUCAUGAAGAAGCAAAGAAAUUUGCAUACCAGACUGGUGUUAAGGCUUGUGUUGCAUAUGGUGGAGCACCAAUUCAUCAGCAGUUGAGAGAACUGGAAAGAGGUGUUGAUAUACUAGUGGCAACUCCUGGUCGUUUGAUGGAUCUGCUGGAGAGAGCUAGAGUAUCACUGCAAAUGGUGAAUUACUUGGCUCUUGAUGAAGCUGACCGGAUGCUCGAUAUGGGGUUUGAGCCACAGAUACGCAAGAUUGUUGAGCAGAUGGACAUGCCCCCUCGUGGUGUGAGACAGACCAUGCUGUUCAGUGCUACUUUUCCAAAGGAGAUACAACGCCUGGCAUCAGAUUUCCUUGCAGACUACAUCUUCCUUGCUGUUGGAAGAGUUGGCUCAAGUACUGAUUUGAUUGCACAAAGGGUAGAGUUUGUCCUUGAAGCGGAUAAAAGAAGUUACCUCAUGGACCUUAUUCAUGCGCAGAAGGCUAAUGAUGUUCCUGGAAAGAAUUCUCUUACUUUGGUCUUUGUGGAGACAAAGAGAGGUGCUGAUGCUCUGGAGAACUGGCUGUAUACAAAUGGGUUCCCUGCAACAAGUAUUCAUGGAGAUCGUACACAACAGGAAAGGGAGUAUGCGCUGAGAUCCUUCAAGAGUGGAGCAACUCCCAUCCUGGUUGCAACUGACGUUGCUGCUCGUGGGCUUGACAUACCAGAUGUCGCCCACGUCAUCAAUUUUGAUCUGCCAAAUGACAUAGAUGACUAUGUUCACCGCAUUGGGAGAACUGGUAGAGCUGGGAAGUCUGGUCUGGCAACUGCAUUUUUCAAUGAGGGCAACAUGUCACUGGCCAGGCCAUUGUGUGAACUGAUGCAGGAAGCCAAUCAGGAGGUUCCUCAGUGGCUGGAGCGCUAUUCUGCCCGUUCCUCGUUUGGAGGCGGCGGAGGAGGCAGAAACCGCAGGUCAGGAGGCGGCGGCGGUGCUCGAUUUGGUGGACGUGACUUCCGUCGCGACACGAGGGGCGGCGGCGGUGGAGGAGGUGGUGGCUAUGGCGGCGGUGGCGGUGGCGGUUACGGUGGUGGUGGAGGUUAUGGUGGAGGCGCUUCUAGCUCGUGGGACUGAUGGGUUCACCUGGUAAUGGUGAGAAUUGAAUGAAAGUGAUGGAUGGAUGGUAUUCUAUUGACUUAGCUGAAAACAGAUAUUGGGGUUUGUAGUCACCGUGGUGUGGGUAUGGUGCCCUUGCCCCCAUUUACCUUAUUUUGUGCCUGGUUGUUGUCACCGCACUUGUGUUUCCCCUGUACUGGUUAUUUUCUGACUGGCAUCAAAGUCCGGGUGGGCUAAUUUCCUGUU
Triticum aestivum (bread wheat) is the source of this 3426-nucleotide messenger RNA. RefSeq names its product DEAD-box ATP-dependent RNA helicase 37. The transcript has 12 exons. Bases 1 to 3198 code for a protein of 1065 amino acids. NCBI's taxonomy places the organism in Eukaryota, Viridiplantae, Streptophyta, Magnoliopsida, Poales, Poaceae. The record is from RefSeq and is a predicted model, not a curated record. Gene Ontology annotation, molecular function: nucleic acid binding; RNA helicase activity; ATP binding.